Molecule: messenger RNA, 2309 nt
Organism: Annulohypoxylon maeteangense
Lineage: Eukaryota; Fungi; Ascomycota; Sordariomycetes; Xylariales; Hypoxylaceae
Product: cation efflux family-domain-containing protein
Exons: 1
Coding region: 340-1905 (521 amino acids)
Biological process (GO): zinc ion transport; transmembrane transport; intracellular zinc ion homeostasis
Cellular component (GO): membrane; Golgi apparatus
Molecular function (GO): zinc ion transmembrane transporter activity
Source: RefSeq, a predicted model, not a curated record
UUCCUUGUCAAUGUAUGUACUAUGUUGUACAUCAAUUACGAAGAGGUAAUACAUUCGUAAACUCAAUUCAUGCGAUGUAAAUCGAUUCGAUCCUCCGCAUUCCAAUUGAAUAAUUGAACCGCAUGCGCCUCCCAAACGGCGAGUGUAGCUCCGGUCAUUUUUUCUAAGACAAACUUAUCCAAAGAGCAAAAGCCGUCCCGAUCAUGGAACCGAGAUGAGGUCGACUCUCCAUCGCCUCCAGUUAUACCGGGACUACAUUACCUACCUAGGUAACAAAGUAAUUCCCCGUUCCAUUUAUUUAUUCCUUCUGAAUCGGGACAAGCGCCGAAUUGGUUGGGGAUGGCUCCCACCAGCACCACCCGUUUACAACCACCGCCUCCCAUAUCUGUCACUCCCACCAUCCAGACACCCGACGAUUUCGACGAUCCCGACAUCGACAUUGCCAUUGACCUCGACGAAGCCGGACCAAACCCCAAUUACUUCGGCUACGGACAAAGUAACCUACUUUCGCCCAACCGAGACGCCUUUUACGAUCCCAAUCGUCUAUCUCCCGUAGCCCCUACCUUCCAGGGCCACGACUUCCUCAGUCCCAAUAUGGCUUCCAGCUCUGGCGGUUUCAGCGAGAACUCCUCGCCUAUCGACAUACCCAACGCGUCCAACGGCAACGCCCCGAACCCCUUCAACUUCCAGACGCAGAUAAUAUCCACGUCGCCCGUCAAGCCGAACGUGGGCCAGCGGCGUGGCCACAAGUACAAGCACUCGAGCAUCAGCGCGCAGCACCAGAUCUUCCAAGAGCCGCCCCCGCGGCCACCCCUAGCCCUUCCGCGCGAUCUGCCCGUGCCAACGGUGCGGGAGGCGUGGAAGUCGAUGUCGAAGGACCAGCGGCGGAGAUUAUACUGGUGCAUGUGUCACCUCCUCAUCGCCGUGUCCGUCUUCCUGACCGCGCACGGCUCGCUCGCCAUGACGGCCCUCUCCCACCUCGUCCUCUUCGACGUCGGGUCCGCGCUGAUCUGCGUCGCCGUCGAAGUCCUCGGCAACUUCGAGGUCUGGAAGCGCAGCAGCAUCCGCCACCCCUUCGGGCUCGAGCGCGCUGAAGUCCUCGCCGGCUUCGCACUGAGCAUCUUCCUCAUCUUCGGGGGCUUCGACCUCGUCAGCCAUAACCUGAAGCACGUUCUUGAGGGUAAAGGGGGCCAUGCACCGCACCACCCUGACCCCCACGACGGCGGAGAACCCAGAGUCCCGGCCGGAGGAGUAGAUAUGGCGAGUCUAGCGGCCAUAGCCGCGAGUUUGGUCAGCGCGUAUGGUUUGAGGAACCACGCCCGCAUCAGCAAGGUCAUGCGCGUGAGCUACCUCGCCAGCCUGCCCAGCGUUCUAUCCAACCCCUUCCACUUCAUGACGCUCUCCACCUCCGCUCUCAUGGUCCUACUCCCGCUUCUCUCUAUCCCAAUCGGAAUGCUCCUCGACAGCGCCAUCUGCGGCAUCGUCGCAAUCGCCAUGUUCGCCCUCGGCACCCGUCUCGCCAUCGCCCAGGGCCUCAUGCUCCUCAUGAGCUACGGCGGUCGUUCCGGCACCACCACCACCUCUUCCUCCCCCAACAUCAGCGGCAGCGGUAUCGGCGGUGGUGGUAAGAACAGAGACGUCGGCGUAGCAGACGUAGUCCGCGAGAUCGAAGCCGAGCUCGGCGUCGAAAAGGUCGAGGAGGCACAGUUCUGGCAGGUCCAUUAUGGCCUGUGCAUGGCGAACCUCAAGCUCUCCGUCUCCAAGGGCGCCGACGACGCUGCUCUCAGCCGUCUCCGCGCUCGCGUCUCGAAUCUUAUCCAGAAUAGGCUUGGUGAGGGGUAUGGUAAGGGGGGCAGUUUAAGGUGGGAGGUUAGUCUGCAGAUGGGCACUGUAGGACGGUUCUAGCCUCCUUUUUUAGCGGAAUGGAGGAGUUUUCUUUUUCUUGGUAUGGCGUGUGGGAAAGGGGCGGGUUUAAUCAUGGUGUUGGCGUUGGGUGCGUGGUCGCUUUGCUGGACCUGGGUGAUGAUGCCUAGGCCCUGGUAGGUGGUAGAGAAAACUAGACUACAUACUCCGUAUGUUAGACGAAGGGGGAGGCUAGCGCUUAUGCUUGCUUUUGUCUACGCAUGUUAGGUAGCUUUGGGUCUUUACUGUAUAUUUUUAAAAAGCUUUUUAAGGGGGGAUUUUGUACAUAUUAUUUGCCUUGUUCCUUGGUACCUGGUAUUUAAAGGGGAUGGGGUGAAGGGGGGGAGAGGAUGAGGAUGGUGACAUAAAAGGCUAGGUAGUUAUUUAUACCCUCAGAAUAAACGGAU